This is a messenger RNA of Ananas comosus (pineapple), 1672 nucleotides long. RefSeq names its product acyl transferase 4-like. The transcript is spliced from 2 exons. The coding region runs from base 163 to 1419 and encodes 418 amino acids. Lineage: Eukaryota; Viridiplantae; Streptophyta; Magnoliopsida; Poales; Bromeliaceae. The record is from RefSeq and is a predicted model, not a curated record.
CCCUUAUUUUUUUUAUGACGAAAAUGACUUUCUCCCUCUUCACUUUCGCCCAACCACCAUUCAAUGAAUGUGAUGAAACCAAAAAAUAAAAAUUCUUUUGAUUAAAUUACUAUAUAAAGAGUAAUGAACAAGUAACUCAAGCAAUGCAAUACUAGCAAAAACAUGGGUUCUGUGGUAACCAAGUCUAAACCUUUCUUAGUUGCCCCAUCCAAACCAACCCCUAGGGGGAAACUCCUCUUCUCUCCAAUUGACAAGAUCCAAAUUUUGAGAUCCUUACUUGUUUCAUCUGUACAUGUUUUCGCACACACGGACGGCGGCGGCAGCGUUGAGAUUGUUAAUACGAUAAGACAGGCAAUAUCGGAAGCUCUAGUUCUGUAUUACCCGCUUGCAGGUCGACUCGUGGAUGUAGGGGACGGGGACCUCUACAUUGAAAGCACUGGAGAAGGAGUAGGCUUUGUCGAGGCAUCGGCGGAUUGUAGCUUGGAGGAUGUGAAUUUCUUGAAGCACCCUUCUGUGAUCCCGUUGGAAGAGCUGGUAGUAGAUCAUCGCGGUUGGAGAGUAACCGAUCCUCCCGUCGUUAUGCAGAUAACCAAAUUCACCUGCGGCGGAUUCGCCCUCGGCUUUGCAUGGCACCACUUACUCGCCGAUGGCACCGGAGCCGCGCAAUUCUUGAAUGCCGUAGGCGAGCUCGCCCGCGGCCUCCCACACCCAACCGUCGACCCGGUUUGGGCCAGGGAUUCUCUCCUCGAUGUUCCCCCGAAAAUGUCCUCAUUACCUUUAUCGACUCCGAACUUACUCCAGUUAGAGUACUCCGAGCUGAACAUUCCCUUAGAUUACAUCAAUCGAACUAAGGAAAACUUCUUUCGACAAACUGGGCAAUCGUGCACCGCAUUUGACGUGGCCUUGGCCACAAUUUGGCAGUGUCGAACACGGGCAAUAGGCUUAGAACCUACCGAACCAGUGCGGGUGUAUUUCGCGGUGAAUGUUCGCGAAAUGCUACAAGCUCAACCUGGCUACUACGGAAAUAGCAUUUUCUUUCAAACCGUUUUAUCGACUAGUCAGGAGAUUGCAGAGUCACCCAUGGUUGAGAUUAUUAAAAUCAUUAGAUCUGCCAAGGGUACAAUUUCGACCGAACUAACUAAAUGGAAGAGGGGCUUACUGAAAGACAGUCCAAUGGAGCAUGUUGAACUCAGCUACAACACACUGGGCAUAACUUAUUUGAAAAAUUUAGGGUUCGAGCACGUUGAUUAUGGAUCGGGAAAGCCGCUUUCGGUGACCGUACGUAAUGAAUAUAAAUUCGUCUCCUUCUGCGUGCUAGGUUCACCGCAUACUCGCGAAAAUAGGGUUUACAUAAAUGGGCGCAUUGUUAAGAAGGAGCACUUAGGGGCACUACGCAAAGAAAUGGAGCUGUUAAAAUAAUUUCAGAGGAAAGAGAUUUUUCAUCACCAAUAAUACGAAUGUUUUGUAUCGACGAAUUAGUUCGAUCGACUUACGAUCAGAAAUUAAUAAAUGCCUUGUAAUUUUUAGGGAUUCUCUAUAUAACUCUGUAAAAGGAGUACGUGCACGCAUAUAUGCAUGGCAUGCACAUUUAUGUAUCUAAUAUAUAUUUUAUUUGUAGCACACAAAAAUUAAAAAAAAAAAUGAAAUUUGUUAUGGUAAUUACUUGUGUUUA